GGAUAGUGCACCUGGUUGCCUGCUAGUGCCUCUAGUACCCGCCCACAUAGGUCGAGCACGGUUUUAUUCUUGGGCUUUCAAGCGAGAAGAUCUAUCACUUCAAGGAUAAGCUAUCGGCCGAUCGCAACUACCACCGACCUGAUCCAAACCCAGCCUCCCAACUCGACUCGAUCUAUUGCUCUACGAACUGCAAUAAGAUACAAUCACAAUUCUUUAAAAAAAAAAGGUUACAAUCACAAGACAAUAGCUUGCACCCUAUUCGACUGCCUUUCACCCCACUGGAACCACCAAGGCCAACUGAAGCACAGGCCUAGAACACACCGCCAAGGUACCCGACCAAAAUCCCCAACAAAUCGAGCCAGCUCCACCACAACACCAAUUGAUCCAACGAAAUAUCCAGGCCGAUUGGCGAAAAAACAAAUUCAGAACCCAAAAUAGGUUCCAAGAUAUCAAUUUGCCGGUCACUCUUCCCAGUUUGAACAAUCCAUGGAUCCUCCUCAUGGAUGCAGGUCAUGGAGGCCGUGCUUACUUCACCAUCCCCACCACCAUCUUCACCAUCACCAUCAUCACCACCCCUUAUUCCUCAACCCCCACCACCACCACCAUCACCACCACCACUUCAACUGCCACCACCACCAUGUUCGCCCCAAUUUCACAUCUUUUGCUCAAAACCCAGAACAAGCUACUCCCGUUCCUUUCCCAACCUAUUCAAAGUCGGAAACUUCUGGGAUCAAAGGCGCGUACGAUUACAAUCCUACCCCCCUGGUAUUGCAGGAGCAGAAUCAUGAUGAUGUUGCGUUAGAAGAGGAAGAGGAUGAUGACCCAAUUUUCGUCUUAACUGAUGAAUGGAAAGAAUUUUUCGCGAAAUCUGAAGCUAAGAGGAAACUAGAGAGGAAGCAAGCUAAAAAGGGAAAGAAGUAAUGUCUCAAGAUUCCAAUGUCCUAGAAGAGUGAUAUGAAAUCUUGUUUCUCUUUGAGGUUAUGGGCUACGAGUCGAAUAGAAAUUUUUGUAUGUAUGACUCUGAUAUGGUGAUAUGAAUUUUGAUUGUGAUCCCAUUGUUAAGAUCAGUAAUUCUUGUAGACAUUUUCAUUGAGGUAUGUAAAUGAUGGAUUGAUAUUAUUCUCUGCCUUCUUGAAAAUAUAUGCAAGUACAGUACUCAAUGCAUUACAUUUUUA
Messenger RNA from Rosa rugosa (rugosa rose), 1175 nucleotides. RefSeq lists its product as uncharacterized. The record is from RefSeq and is a predicted model, not a curated record. NCBI's taxonomy places the organism in Eukaryota, Viridiplantae, Streptophyta, Magnoliopsida, Rosales, Rosaceae. The coding region runs from base 487 to 921 and encodes 144 amino acids. The transcript is spliced from 3 exons.